Striga asiatica is the source of this 1199-nucleotide messenger RNA. The record is from the annotation of a GenBank genome assembly. NCBI's taxonomy places the organism in Eukaryota, Viridiplantae, Streptophyta, Magnoliopsida, Lamiales, Orobanchaceae.
AUGGCUCUUCAAUUCCAACCCAAAGCUUACAGUUCGCGCUCGCCGACCCGUUUUUCUCUUCCCCAAUUCACCGCCAGAACCACCACUCAUUCACCGCCGCCGCCGACUAGAAGAGCAGCUCUUUCGCUCUUCACAAUCUCCACUUUUUUGUCCGGAUUUGCAGCAUUCUUCGACGGCCGCAGCUCAAGGUUUGCAGCUCGGUCCGAACCCAGAACUUCGGAUUUCACGGAGCUCCCAAAUUCCGGUGGUGUCAAAGCUUUGGACCUUCGGAUUGGUGAUGGCGAACAGAUUCCCUCCGACGGGGACAAGGCUCAUGUGAGAGUAAUGUGGCAACUUUCCGACAAGUUUCUGGCCGGUAUUUUUGCAACUUUUGCAUAUUUUGGGAGGGAACUCUAUCAAGUUUUAUUAGAGAAGGUAAUAUUUGGAAUUGAAUCGGCCGUGAGCUCGAUGAAAGUAGGUGGCAUACGCCGAGUCAUCAUCCCUCCAUCGCAAGGAUAUCAAAAUACGUUUCAAGAGCCUAUCCCGCCCAAUAUUUUUGACAGACAGAGGCUCUUCACGACGAUAUUCAAUCCUACCCGUCUGGCAAAUGGGGAAGGUUCGACUUUAGGGACACUCAUAUUUGAUAUCGAGCUUAUCAGCGUUAGACGGCCAUGAAUUUUUCACUUUCUACACGGAGAUUUUGGCUCGAUCACACGAGUUUCGCUAGAGUUGUAUUACCAAUUUGCAUUUGUAAGUUGAGAUAAUAAGCUUAAGAAGUAAAAGCACACAGAGUUUGGAAGCAGCAUUAAGUGUAAUUGGAUUCAAAAAUACAUGAAGGGAGAAAAAACAAGAUCACUUGCUACCAUUACUAUUGAACUUCUUCAUACAAUUGUUCCACAAAUCCUUUUUUCUUAAGAGGAAAAAAUGAAAAAAAAAAUAUCUCCAUUCAAAAAGAUUGUAUAUAUUUGAGUCCACAUCUUACUUGUCAAGUGAUCAACAAUAGGAUUUUCCUCCUCUCAUAGUCCGCACAGUUGAUUUUUUUCCGAACAAAACACUCAUAUCAAAACUCGAGUUUUUUUACACACAUUCGGGUUCUUCAUCGCCACACCCAAUUUGAAUCUCACUUUCCCUCCUCCCUUCAAUAUGGACGAAUUAGACAAACGUACCCUACUGUUCGAAUCUCGAUUCGUGUCCACACUUUCCUCCCAUUUAGCUUCAUU